Molecule: messenger RNA, 598 nt
Organism: Pseudomassariella vexata
Lineage: Eukaryota; Fungi; Ascomycota; Sordariomycetes; Amphisphaeriales; Pseudomassariaceae
Product: mitochondrial ATPase inhibitor, IATP-domain-containing protein
Exons: 3
Coding region: 129-434 (101 amino acids)
Biological process (GO): negative regulation of ATP-dependent activity
Cellular component (GO): mitochondrion
Molecular function (GO): ATPase inhibitor activity
Source: RefSeq, a predicted model, not a curated record
CCUAGCUACUGUCCCACCUCCAAUUCACUCCACACAACCGAACUUGAUAACUCCGUCAUCAAGCUAAUACCAACACCCAUUUGCAGCUCUGUCAAGCAACCAACCGACAAUCCACCAAACCACCCAAGAUGUACCGACAGGCUCUCACGAAGGUCGCUCUCCGCGGCACCGCUGUUCCAGUGACCAGCCGAGCAUUCUCAGUCACAGCCCGUGUCAGCUCUGCCGGCGACACCGGUGCGCCUCCCAAGACUGGUGGUCAAGGUGACGCCUUCCAGCGCCGCGAAAAGGCCAAUGAGGACUACGCCAUCAAGUUGCGCGAGAAGGAGAAGCUCUUGGAGCUGAAGAAGAAGCUCGGCGAGCAGCAAGCCCACCUGAAACAGCUGAGCGACCACAUUGACGAGUUGACGAAGGAGCAAGGAGGUGAGCACAACUAGAACAUUGAUGAUACGGGUACAGGCAUAUUGUAGGACUGGUGCGUGGCGGACGCAGAAAUAACUGCGGGACAUUUUCGCCUAUACCAAGUGUAGUUGGCCUGUUACCCUCUUUAGUGUACAUAAUAAAUCAGUCCAUGCUUUGAACAAGGAAAAAUUAGACAGCG